Messenger RNA from Paramuricea clavata, 1846 nucleotides. The record is from the annotation of a GenBank genome assembly. Lineage: Eukaryota; Metazoa; Cnidaria; Anthozoa; Malacalcyonacea; Plexauridae.
AUGAUAGAUGAAGGGUAUUGGACCUUUAAACAGCUUAGGAAAGAGUUGGAGGAAAACGGGUUGACAUUUAGGGAAUAUCCCAAUGGAAGGAUAAGGAUCGACUUCGCUAAGGAAACAAAUUCCGCAGGACUCCGGAAUCUCACGAGUAUUCUGGGUUACCGGUCCUCCAAUGGUCCUACAUACAUUCCACACAUCAGCGAUCGUCCCGUAGACAUCCACGAAGGCUUGCGUUACUUAACAGUCAGCUGUAACCUUGUGAAUCGCGAGCAUAACAUCGAACCGUACGGAAAUAGGAGUACCGUUCUCACUUCCCUUCCCAUCGAUGGAACAAGACCUCUCUUUGGAACCACAACCAAAUACAACGACAUCGAAAGCCAAGUACGGGUGGAUGCUGGCAAAUACAGUGAAAUUCGGUUUGAGAUUGGAUCUAAUACCGGAAUCAUCCCUGGAGAUGUAUUGUUUGAACUUUACAUCAAAUAAAAGGAUGAGUGAGGAAAUCUUUCGGAACUACUACGGAAAGAAUUACGAGAAGGUUAAGGCAGCAGCACCCGUUGAAAUACGAAAAAUGAAGACAGACUUCAUGAAAAAAUAUCCCAAUGCGACCCUAUCCAAGUUCGACUUUAAUGUUACCUUUGCCAAGAUGGAACCGUCAAGUCCAGAGACAUCUUCUAUAAAGUGGAUGACCUCACAAGCUAUGAUAUUACGUCCGACACAUUUCGCAAGGAUCCGGAGUGGACCAAAUACCUUCACUGGGUGGAGGGGUGGCGUAGUGUUCGACCGGAUGCAAUCUUUCGUCCGAAUAAGGAUUUCAAGAUGGAUGUGCAUACCUUUAAGGUCUAUGUUACGGAAACCGAAAAUUUCCUGGCGAAACUGGAACCUAUUAAACCAUCGUACGAUAAACCCCCCGAAGCCUUUAUCAACACCAUACCCUUCGAUUACCAUUCCAAUUCCUACUUCUGUUCCCUGGCGGCAUGCUAUGUUGCUAUGUUUAAAUCCGGAAUUUCCGAGGAUCAUCUUACAGACUUCCAACUUACACUCCAACAUAGUAACCUCCAUUGUUCGCUUCCACCUUCACUUUCACCUAUCGAGAUUCAUGCGUAACCCCAAUCUAUUAGACCAGUACCUUACAAGUGAUGAUAAGAGAACCAUCAGAAAGUAUACACCAGUACGUGAAACAUGGGUUAGGAGGACCGUUUCUUCCCACGCAAACCUUGGAACAUGGUAUUACGGCUUACCUGUGAGUGAACAGAAAAGAAUACGACGUCAAAAAUAUCACCAGACCAAAUAUGGAGGCACAUUUAUCGAAUACGAAUACCUGACUGGUCGAUCACCCUUUGACGUUGAAAAUGAUUAUAAAAUCCUCGUUCCUAAAACAUCCCGAGGACUUACCAAAGUUGGACAGAAAUUAUUCCAGCAGUCUGUCGAGGCGUUUGUGUAUUCCGUAUUGGGAGCACAAGCCAAAACCCGAUGGAGUAUCACGGGUCAGGGUGCAAAAAGUUUGCAGACACAAGAGGUUUUCCGGAAGGUAGCAAGGGACACGGUUGUUCAAGACGACGUAACAGUUACCAUUUCCGACAUGAGGACGGCUAUCGCCAAUACCCACGUUGUCCUAAAUUUUGCAAUCAUGACGGGUUUAAUCCUAAUCCCCUCUGACCGAAGAAUUUUAGCAAAACCUAUCCCGGGAUUUAGCAAUGUCCUAACGGUAGCUAAAAACGGAAUGACGUUCGGGAAGAAUGAGAAGGUAAAUUAUACGAGUACUUCUGUUCCUACCCCCACGGACGAUGUUGACGAAAGCCACAACAUUAUACCGGUUCCUGCUGUGGAGGACUUUAAACCCCGGAACUAA